ACUGGCAACACUUUCACGUGAUAUGUAUUCAUUUGAUCACUGAUAUUUGUGUUUAAAUUUCAAAAAAAUGCCUAAAUUCAAUAAAAAUCAGAAAUGUACGGUAAAAACUGAUCAAAAGCCAAGAAAUAAUAGUAAAAACAAAAGGAUGAAGAAAUCAGCAAUUAAACGAGCAAUGGAAGAUUACCAGACAAAAAAGGAACAAAAAGAACAAGAGAAAAAGAAAAUACAAGAAAGAAGACAGGAAAGUGCUAAUGCAAUUUUACAAUAUAAAAAAAAGAAAAUUGAAAGAUAUAAAAAUUUAUGUAAAAAAACAAAAAAAGGCCAGCCAAUUAUGAGGUAUCAAAUUGAGCAUUUAUUAGAUAAAAUUGAAAAACAAAUGGAAACUGAAUAAUGUAAAUUUUACAAAAAUGUCUCAAAGUGUUUUUAAUCUAUGAGAAAACUGUAAAAAUUUAAUAUAUAAGAUAAAUUGAAUCAUUUGAUAUAUUAUUUUUAAAAUAAAGAACUAAUAGUUAAAUUGAAGAA
Centruroides sculpturatus (bark scorpion) is the source of this 522-nucleotide messenger RNA. RefSeq names its product thyroid transcription factor 1-associated protein 26-like. Lineage: Eukaryota; Metazoa; Arthropoda; Arachnida; Scorpiones; Buthidae. The transcript is spliced from 3 exons. Gene Ontology annotation, cellular component: nucleus. The record is from RefSeq and is a predicted model, not a curated record. The coding region runs from base 68 to 391 and encodes 107 amino acids.